Messenger RNA from Candidula unifasciata, 194 nucleotides. Lineage: Eukaryota; Metazoa; Mollusca; Gastropoda; Stylommatophora; Geomitridae. The record is from the annotation of a GenBank genome assembly.
GUUUCAGCUGUUGACGCAGACGCUGGUGACAACGGAGAGAUCGCGUACACAAUUCAGUUCUCAACACUGCAGCCUUCAGCUUUCACUAUCAAUAAUCGAACUGGCAAUAUUACCUUGUCCAGAGACCUUCAGUACUCCGAUGUUGGUGCUCAUCACUUGAGUGUUAGUGCUGCUGAUACAGGACGACUCAUGGG